This is a messenger RNA of Styela clava, 1899 nucleotides long. The record is from RefSeq and is a predicted model, not a curated record. NCBI's taxonomy places the organism in Eukaryota, Metazoa, Chordata, Ascidiacea, Stolidobranchia, Styelidae.
CGUAUAGAUGACGUUUAGCGCUCGCGGACAUUUUUAUUUUUUUAAUCCUCUCGCCUUAACCUGGGUCAAUUUCGACACAAUAGCGUUAAUUUAGCUUUAUUAGUAGACGGAGAUAACAUGCGCUAGUCUAGGUCAGUCUGAGUUAAUCUCAAGGUGAAAGUUAAACUGGAAUUCAGCCAGACUUGAAUGAGAAAAUAUUCACCAGUAAGCGUUUAUGAGGGUCUUCAGGAUGGCCAAGGCGCGAACGAGCAAGUGGAGGAUGAAACAUUUGACAACGCUAUUUAUCAUCUGUUUUGUUUGGUACGCAAUUAUUACAAGGAGAAAAUUUUCCGACGAUAAAGAAAGCCUGUUACGAUUAUUUUAUCGCUUAGGACAUUUUGGAAAGGAAGCAAGUACAACAAAUCCGCCAUCUCCAUUUUCUGUUAGACAGCUAUCACUUUCAAAAGCGGAAAAGGAACGAAAAGUCAAACACGAUAGUCCCAAAAAAAUUAUUCAAAACGAUAUUGACGUCACAAUAAACACGAAACCACCUAUAAUACUUGUUUGGAAAGCAAUGGAGUACCAAAUGAAAAACUAUAAAACGUUUUUGGAAUAUUAUGCACCAGAAAAUUGUGGAGGUUGCCAGGUGACAACAAAUAGAUCAUUGGUAAAAGAAUGUGCUGCUUUGGUUCAUUUCAACUCACCCGAUCUCAGGAAAUUUCUUGAUGUUCCAGAUCCAAAGUAUAGAAAUCCAGAUCAAAUUUAUGCAUUUUGGUCUCGCGAAACUCCAGCGAAGACUCAACAUUUCAAGGAUGAAUUAAAGAGCGAUAAAUUUGAUAAAAUUUUCAAUCUAACUAUCAAUUUUCGUCAUGAUUCAGAUAUAGUUGAUUAUUUUGGAAACAUAGAAUACGAACUCAGAAUAUUUAAACAAAGGAACAAACGCAACAUGGCAAUUGACAAAAUCUACAAGCAAAAGAACGCUCUUGCAAUAUGGAUAGUAAGCAACUGCGACAGUACCUAUGGAGCCGCAGAACGAAUGAAAUAUGCUAAAUCGUUAAUCAAGGCUGGUCUCAGUUUAACAACUUAUGGCGAUUGUUUCAAUAAUCGCUUCUCUGGACCUGAUAUGAACAAAGAAAUAAUGCGUCAUAAAUUUUACAUGUCUCUCGAAAACUCUAUACAUUGUCCAGAUUAUGUUUCAGAAAAGUUUUGGAGAAAUGGAUUACGAGCAGGUGCAGUUCCCGUAGUUUGGGGACCGACGCGAGAAGACGUUGCUCGUAUUGCUCCAAAACAUUCAUAUAUUCACAGCGAAGAUUUUAAAACUCCAGAAGAUUUAGUAAAGUACUUGAAUUAUUUGGAUAAAAAUGACACAGCUUACAGGGAAUAUCAUGCAUGGCGUUUUGAACCAAUAGAUGAGUCCAUUCCAGAAGAAGACAUUGUACCUAAUCAUUAUUCAACAUUUUGUAGACUUUGUAAAAAAGUUACUCAAAAACCACUAGUUCAUCAAACAAUUCCUUCGGUAACAAAGUGGCUUUAUGAAACUGGAUAUGUUGAUGAUAAAUGCUUCAAAUAAACGGCUAAAUUAUAUUUAAAAUGCUUUAUUAAAUCUAUGCAUCGUUAUAUACCUGUACAGCUGAAUUUAGCGAUGAACUUUUCCUAUGAAUCGUUAACCAUCUUUGUAAAAGUAAUAGUCAUAAUCGCGAUCACUACUUACUACUGUAUUUUAGGAUUUUCAAUUCUAUUCGAGAAAUAUGUAAGCUUAUGGGGAAGUUUGAAUAUCUCAAUAACCAUUAUCUGCAUGCCAUGUACAAGUGUUGAAAUAUAUUUCACUGGUCUAUCAUUUGUUGAAUAGAGAUGAAAUACAAAAUUAAAGAAGUUUUUUUCUGAAAUGAACACAUAAAUAUAUAUUACCGGAGUCCGGAA